Molecule: messenger RNA, 1515 nt
Organism: Metschnikowia bicuspidata var. bicuspidata NRRL YB-4993
Lineage: Eukaryota; Fungi; Ascomycota; Pichiomycetes; Serinales; Metschnikowiaceae
Exons: 1
Biological process (GO): DNA replication; DNA replication initiation
Cellular component (GO): replication fork protection complex; nucleus
Molecular function (GO): DNA replication origin binding; single-stranded DNA binding
Source: RefSeq, a predicted model, not a curated record
UACGACGAUCCCAGGGACGAAGUUCCAAAAGAUCUCCAUGACGUUCUCACAGAAGAUUCUGACGAUGCUUUUGCGGAUUUGGAAAAAGAAUUCGCCGUCAAAAAGCAAAAGUUGAUGGAAGAACGUGCCCGCAAAAGAGAGCGAAACCGAACCGCACUCCAGGUGGAACGCUCGCCCUCUCCAAAGCGGUUUAAAGAAGAGUCGAAGCCCAAGACUGUGAACUACACCGUCACACUGUCAAGUGCAACCCGGCCACUUGAGCCCGACAUUCCAAAGCCUCUUGUGGCGCCCCUGAGAGCCUUUCAAAAAGUUCCCUCUGUGUCUUCAAAUCAAUUCGCAACGCGUCUCUUCGAAAACGAAAAUCAAAGCUCGAGCAUUAACUACAACGAAAGAUUCUAUGAAUUUGAAAAUAUUCCAAAGGGAAAGCUGGUGGUUUUAAACGAUCAGAAUGCAAAGGAUGAAAUAUCCGGCGAAAUCCUUAGACGAAGACUCAUCCAAGAAGGCGACGCACAGCGCCUCUUAAAGGAUACAAAAGUCCUCCGGGUGUCUAAGCUCUUAGCCAAAAUCGUGCCUCCUAAGUACGAGGAGCCUAUGUAUACCAACUGGUGCCUUACUGGGAUAGUUAUUUACAAGAGCGAUCCGAAGACCACGGUAAACGGUAAGAAGUAUAUGACUCUUCGCGUUGGAAACUUCAGUAUAACAGUCGAUCUCUUUCUUUUUGGGGACGCAUUCCAAAAGUACUGGAAGCUACGUUGUGGUGAUGUCAUUGCUGUUUUGAAUCCGACCGUCAAGAAGUACGGCUCCGGCUUCAACUUGUCAUUACAGGAUGGCCUCGACUGCAUACUCGAAAUCGGGGCCCUGAAGAAUUAUGGGCAUUGCUCCGGAACAAAUAAAGAAGGUGGCACAUGCAAAUUUGUCAUUGAUUUGCUGAAAAAUGAUCUAUGCAGCUUCCACGAAGAAAGUAAAUUCAAACGUGGCUCACGGAUGGAACUUCAAGGUAGUGUGAAACCGAAGGCUCCAAAAAAUAAGCAAGGUCAGACCAGUCAGGCAUUUAUGAGCGGAUCAACAAAUAAACCCCUAUAUGUACAGUAUCUCAACGCUGGUUUUCUGGAGAAGGAUGCCGUGUAUAAUGGAGGCGAACAGUUUGAUCAGUCAAAGUACGAUCGGCCUGUGAAAGAGAACGAUGCUGCAAAAUUGCGGAAACGCAAAGCAAAUGAAAAGCUACGUUUGCAGUUGCUCAAUAGUGCACCGCCUAACCGCUUGAACGAUUUGGAAAAAAUGGGUAUUAUACCGCAAGGAGAGCAGGAAAAAAUCGAGCGGCAGAACUCCCUUCUGAAAAUCAAACUGCAGGCUUUCAAAAAUAAAUUUCUUAAGGGGAUGGGCUACGAUCCUACUUUCGAAAAAAGUCACCAGCUAGAUAAGAUUAAACCCACGAAGUCGAUGGAAGAAUUACUCUCAAUCAGCAAGAGUAAAAAGGUCAGUUUGCAACCUUCCGAAGAAGAAAAGAGAAAAAAA